Messenger RNA from Saccharomyces kudriavzevii IFO 1802, 1035 nucleotides. RefSeq names its product rRNA-binding ribosome biosynthesis protein RPF2 (gene RPF2). The transcript has a single exon. Bases 1 to 1035 code for a protein of 344 amino acids. Gene Ontology annotation, cellular component: nucleolus. Lineage: Eukaryota; Fungi; Ascomycota; Saccharomycetes; Saccharomycetales; Saccharomycetaceae. The record is from RefSeq and is a predicted model, not a curated record. Gene Ontology annotation, molecular function: rRNA binding. Gene Ontology annotation, biological process: ribosomal large subunit assembly; maturation of LSU-rRNA from tricistronic rRNA transcript (SSU-rRNA, 5.8S rRNA, LSU-rRNA).
AUGAUUAGAACCGUGAAGCCCAAGAAUGCAAGAGCCAAAAGAGCUUUGGUAAAGAGAGAAGCCAAGCUGGUGGAGAAUGUCAAGCAAGCGCUUUUCGUUCCAGGCCAAACUUGCAAUAAGAAUCUACACGAUAUCAUGGUGGAUUUGAGUGCCUUGAAAAAGCCAGCUAUGAAGAGGUUUAAUCGUAAGAACGAUGUUCGUCCCUUUGAAGAUAUGACGCCGCUGGAAUUUUUUAGUGAAAAGAACGACUGCUCGUUAAUGGUGUUGAUGACAAGUUCCAAAAAACGUAAGAAUAAUAUGACAUUUGUACGUACGUUCGGCUAUAAAAUAUAUGACAUGAUUGAAUUGAUGGUUGCAGAUAAUUUCAAGCUGUUGUCUGAUUUCAGGAAGCUAACAUAUACCGUAGGGUUAAAACCUAUGUUCACAUUCCAAGGUGCUGCAUUUGAUACGCAUCCCGUAUACAAGCAAAUCAAGUCCUUGUUUCUGGAUUUCUUCAGGGGCGAAACCACCGAUUUGCAAGACGUCGCCGGUUUGCAACAUGUCAUUUCCAUGACCAUUCAAGGUGACUUCCAGGAUGGUGAGCCAUUGCCAAACGUUCUAUUCCGUGUUUACAAAUUGAAGAGUUACAGGAGCGAUCAGGGUGGUAAGAGGUUACCACGUAUUGAAUUGGUGGAAAUUGGGCCUCGUCUGGAUUUCAAAAUUGGCAGAAUUCAUACUCCAAGUCCAGAUAUGGUGACGGAGGCUUACAAAAAGCCAAAACAACUAGAAAUGAGAGCAAAGAAGAACGUAGACUUGGACAUCAUGGGUGAUAAAUUGGGUAGAAUCCAUUUGGGUAAGCAAGACUUGGGUAAUCUGCAGACAAGAAAGAUGAAGGGUUUGAAAGCCAGAUUCGACCAAGGCACAGAAGAGGGCGAGGGCGAAGUGGAUGAAGACUACGAAGAUGAAGCAUCAUAUUCUGAUGAGGGACAAGAAUACGAAGAGGAAUUUGUCAGUGCCACUGAUAUCGAACCAUCUGCUAAAAGACAGAAGAAAUGA